Saprolegnia diclina VS20 is the source of this 1332-nucleotide messenger RNA. RefSeq names its product cell division protein FtsZ. Bases 49 to 1296 code for a protein of 415 amino acids. Gene Ontology annotation, molecular function: GTPase activity; GTP binding. The record is from RefSeq and is a predicted model, not a curated record. Gene Ontology annotation, cellular component: cell division site; cytoplasm. The transcript has 4 exons. Lineage: Eukaryota; Oomycota; Saprolegniomycetes; Saprolegniales; Saprolegniaceae. Gene Ontology annotation, biological process: cell division.
GAGGAAGCGAGGGACGGAGGAUUUCCCAAGCGGCUUUGGCUCAGCAGCAUGCUUCGCAGCGCCCGCGCCCUUCGGUGGCGGCCGCUCUCGUCCACGGCGUACCCGUCCAUGUCCAAGCUCAAUGGAAUCGAUGCGCAUGGCACGCGGCGGCCUCGCGCCUACGCCUACGCGCAGCACCGCGACCUCAAUGACUCCAAGCACCGCACCGAGCAUUUGCCCAAGUCGCAUCGGCUCAAGGACGGCCGCCCGGUCAUCACGGUUGUCGGCGUCGGUGGCGCCGGUAGCAACGCUGUCAACAACAUGAUCUCGUCACAGCUGGAAGGCGUCGAGUUUGUCGUUGCCAACACGGACUGCCAGGCGCUCGCGCGCUCGCUCGCCCGCCGCCAGGUGACCUUGGGCAAGGACAUUACGAAAGGUCUUGGCGCCGGCUCCAAGCCAAACCUCGGCAAGAGCGCGGCCGAGAGCAGCCGGGACGAGAUCAUGGCGCACUUGGACGGCAGCAACAUGAUCUUCAUCACGGGCGGGAUGGGCGGUGGCACCUGCACGGGCGCCGCGCCCGUGAUCGCAAGCGUCGCGCGCGAAAUGGGCAUCUUGACGGUCGGCGUCGUGAGCACACCGUUCCGGUCCGAGGGGCCGAACCGAUCGCGGCUGGCGCUGGCCGGCGUGCAAGCGCUCGCCGCCGCCGUCGACACGCUCAUCGUCGUGCCCAACCAGAACCUCCUCGCGCUCUCGACGCCCGAUACGACCAUCGUAGACGCCUUCCGGUACGCGGACGCAGUGCUGCUCGAGGGCGUCAAGGGCGUGACGGACCUCAUCGUCAAGCCGGGUCUUAUCAACUUGGACUUCGCCGACAUCAACACGAUCUUGAGCAAGGCCGGCCGCGCCAUGAUGGGCUCAGGCCAAGCGACGGGCGACGACCGAGCGCAGGUCGCUGCCCACGCCGCGCUCAACAACCCGCUCCUCGGCGAGCUCCCGAUGGACUCUGCGUCCGGGCUCCUCGUGACGAUCCGCGGUGGCGAGGACAUGACGCUCUUCGAGGUUGACGCGAUCAUGAGCAUCAUCCGGGGCUGCGUCUCGGAAACGGCCAACAUCAUCUUUGGGACGUGCUACGACCCGUCGAGCGAAGGCUCGAUCCACGUCUCGAUCAUUGUGAGCGGCAUCAAGACCGACAACUGGUCGCCACCCGCGGGCAAGGGCUCGGUGCCCAAGCAGCAGCCGCGUGUGUCGCGUGGCGACGCCGAGCCGGGUACUCCCGCAAAGGAGCCAGGGUUCUUGUCCAAGUUUUUUCAGCUAUAAUCGACCAACUUGGCCAUUGUACUAUGUUGUUGCCCA